AUAUAUAAAGUCUUGAAUAAGCUUAUUAAAUAUUCAAAGUACAGAAAAAUAAAAUUGUAAAUUUUGAUAGAAUCCAAAACUAGACAUGUGAAAGGAAGAAAAAAAGGUGGUUAUAGUGAAGCUAGAUACAGGACCAGAGAUGUCACCUGAGAGUUCUUUAAACGCUGAAAUGUCCAAGAAGAUAUCAUUUUUUGGUUUAAAGGGGUUGAAGUUGUGGGUAUGGGUAUGUUUGGUAGUUGGAGUAUUCAUUGUUAUGAUUCUCUGCAUCUUGUCUCUAUGGAUCACAUUCCGCCGGAAAUCUAGAAGAUCUUCAAGCAAGUUUCCUUUCAACCAAAUACCACAUGUGUCCAAAGAUAUCAGAGUCGACAGGGCUGGGUUUCAGAAUCCUCACCCUGAAAGUUUAUAUAUAGAAAUGAAUGAUAAAUCCACCGGAAAAACGAUGAUGUCUCACUUGGGAAGAACCAAGUCUAGUGAUAAUGAUACUUUGAGUCAGUGUAGCUCUGUGAAUCACCAUGAGAGAACUUGUAGUUCUCAUUCUGGUGAAGAAGGAGGCUUUGGAAGUGCUGGCAGACAGUAUGGAGGAGGACCUGUAACAGCAUCUCCUUUGGUUGGUUUACCAGAAAUAUCCCAUCUUGGUUGGGGACACUGGUUUACUCUUAGGGAUCUUGAGCUAGCUACCAACCGUUUUGCUGCAGUGAAUGUGCUUGGAGAGGGUGGUUAUGGAGUAGUUUAUAGGGGUAAACUUGUUAAUGGUACCGAGGUUGCAGUAAAGAAGCUUCUGAACAAUCUAGGGCAAGCUGAGAAGGAAUUUCGCGUAGAAGUUGAGGCUAUUGGUCAUGUACGACACAAGAACCUUGUUAGGCUUUUAGGAUAUUGCAUAGAGGGAGUUCAUCGGAUGCUUGUUUAUGAGUAUGUUAAUAGUGGUAACUUAGAACAAUGGCUACAUGGAGCAAUGCGGCAGCAUGGAAAUCUCACUUGGGAGGCACGGAUGAAGAUCAUUACCGGUACUGCACAAGCGCUUGCUUACUUACAUGAAGCAAUAGAACCAAAAGUGGUCCACAGAGACAUAAAAGCAAGUAAUAUAUUGAUUGAUGAUGAGUUUAAUGCAAAACUCUCUGACUUUGGGUUAGCCAAGCUCUUAGACUCGGGUGAGAGUCACAUCACUACCAGAGUCAUGGGUACCUUUGGAUAUGUAGCACCAGAAUAUGCUAAUACAGGUCUUUUAAACGAAAAGAGCGAUAUAUAUAGCUUUGGUGUCUUGCUUCUUGAAGCUGUAACUGGUCGAGAUCCAGUUGAUUAUGGACGUCCUGCUAAUGAGGUGAAUCUUGUUGAAUGGCUAAAGAUGAUGGUUGGAACAAGAAGAGCAGAGGAAGUUGUGGAUCCAAGACUUGAACCUAGACCUAGUAAAAGUGCUUUGAAACGUGCACUUUUGGUUUCCCUUAGAUGUGUUGAUCCUGAAGCACAGAAACGUCCUAGAAUGAGUCAGAUUGCUCGGAUGCUUGAAUCCGAUGAACACCCUUUUCACAAGGAGAGGAGGAACAGAAAGAGCAGAACCGCGAGCAUGGAGAUUGUUGAGACCAAAGACGAAUCUCUUGGACCUAGCGGUGCAGAGACUCACAUUACAAAGCCUGAGAAGACUUGUGAAUAAGAAAUAGAUGAGGCGCAAAAGC
Messenger RNA from Arabidopsis arenosa, 1670 nucleotides. Lineage: Eukaryota; Viridiplantae; Streptophyta; Magnoliopsida; Brassicales; Brassicaceae. The record is from the annotation of a GenBank genome assembly.